Messenger RNA from Nicotiana tabacum (common tobacco), 929 nucleotides. RefSeq names its product bet1-like SNARE 1-1. The record is from RefSeq and is a predicted model, not a curated record. Lineage: Eukaryota; Viridiplantae; Streptophyta; Magnoliopsida; Solanales; Solanaceae.
ACAAAUAUUGUUUCAACUAAUUUAUCAACAAAAAGAUUUAAAAAAAGAAAAAAGGAAAGAACGUCAGUUAUUUUUUUUCCCGUAGUUACUACUCCGGCUUCUUCUUCUCCGGCGUUUGUCGUUCAGCUCCAGAUUCGCAGCUUCUGAUUCGCCGGAAAAAAUUCACAGCCGGAGUUUCAACUUGAAUAGAUUGAUAUGAAUUCGCGAAGGGAACGUAGCAGUAGAGCUGCUCUAUUUGAUGGAAUUGAGGAAGGUGGUAUUAGGGCUUCUUCAUCAUAUGAUUCGCGCGAAAUUGAUGAACACGAGAAGGAGAGGGCAAUAGAUGGGUUGCAAGAUAGAGUUAAUAUGCUCAAAAGAUUGACAGGUGAUAUACAUGAGGAGGUGGAGACUCAUAACCGGAUGCUCGAUAGAAUGGGCAAUGAUAUGGAUUCUUCAAGGGGUGUUUUAGCUGGAACAAUGGAUAAAUUUAAGAUGGUAUUCGAGACAAAAUCAAGCCGAAGGAUGUUCACACUCGUGGCCUCAUUUGUGGUUCUGUUUUUGGUGGUAUACUAUCUCACUAGGUAAUUAGUAAUGUGAACAGAGAUAUGUUCUGGAUUGAAAGAUGCUUGGCUGAGAUUCUGAUGUCAACAUUACUGUCUCACUGUAAAAAAGUCUUGACUUUGUCUAGCUGUGUAAAAGUGUUCCUAAUACAAUAUAUAUAUAUUUUUUUAAGCUCUCCCAAAUUAGGAGGAUCUACAGUGUUUUCACACUUCCCCUCUAAUAAUACAAUAGACAGUUUUAAAGUAUACAAUGUGCAUCUUUGAAUAUACCGAGGGGAAAAUCAGUGUAAGCCUACACUAUUUAGAGAUCAUACACAUAAAUUGAUAGGGAAUGCAAAUUAUUGUUGUAUCUAACAGUUUUGAGAAGGAAAGUUGAUGAAGUUCCGUUUA